Zea mays is the source of this 2081-nucleotide messenger RNA. RefSeq names its product C2 domain containing protein. The record is from RefSeq and is a predicted model, not a curated record. The transcript is spliced from 2 exons. Bases 521 to 1834 code for a protein of 437 amino acids. Lineage: Eukaryota; Viridiplantae; Streptophyta; Magnoliopsida; Poales; Poaceae.
UGACCCUCCCCCGGCGGCUGUGCUCCCGGGCGCGCGGACUUUCUGCGACCCCUCUCGCGACCUUGUCUCGUUUACGUGCGUUUUUAACAGGAGGCUGAUUGCUACGUACGCGGUCAGGAAUGGUGUGUUUUCUUAACGCCUUUCAAUACUGCACGACUCUGCUACCAACGGCAACGCCUUUGAAUACUGGACUGGACCGCUAGCUAGUCGCUAACGCGCGGCGAGGCCAGCCAAACAAGGCAAUAAAUAAAUGCACGCUUAGUUAGGUAAAAGGGCAGAGAAAGGCAAAACCAGAUAGAAAAUUAAAAAGAACUCUUACUACUAUUACUACUACCCUAACCCCCCUUUGGAGUUGGUGUUAUAUAUAUGUCUCGAGCCCCCAUCCUGCCGCUCGCUCGCUCGCUCUCCUCCGCUCGAUUCCAGUGGCCCUGCUGCCCUCGUCGUCCCUCUCCCGAGCGAGAGCAGCACCGGCAGUUCGGACAGAGCUGAAGCCUUGGAGGAGUAAAGGUGUGGUCUUGCCAUGGAGCAGCCGCAGCAGCACAAGGGAGGAGCGGUUCCGGCGCCUGCAGCGGCGGCCGCGGAGCUGAUCGGGUACGUCGACGUGCACGUGCGUAGCGCGCGGGACAUCCAGAACAUCUGCAUCUACCACAAGCAGGACGUGUACGCGCGGCUCUCGCUGCCGGGGGACGGCGCGCCGGCGGCGUCCACGCAGGUGGUCAACGGCGGGGGCCGCAACCCGGUGUUCGACCAGUCGCUGCGCCUCGGCGUGCGCGCGGGGGACGUCGACGCCGCGCUCCGCUGCGAGGUGUGGAUGCUCAGCCGGGUCAAGAACUACCUGCAGGACCAGCUGCUGGGCUUCGCGCUCGUGCCGCUCCCGGAUGUCGUCGCCGCCGACGGCGGCACGCUCGCCCGCGACUUCCCGCUCACCACCAGCGACCUCUUCCAGACCCCCUCGGGCUUCCUGCAGCUCGAGCUCUCCUACAUCGGGGUCGUGCCGGAGGUCGUGCCCAUCUCGCCGACGCCCAAGCCGGCGCUGGCCGACCCGGAGGAGGAGGAGGAGCCGGGGAACAACGCCGCCGACGGCGUCGGGAACGGGAAGGAGUACGAGAAGAUCGAGUUCCCGGACCUGAAUCUCGUGGAGGAGAACCAGAUCAUGGUCUCCGAGUACACCAGGCUGCCGUGCGCGGCCGUGGAAACGCAGAGCUGCGACAGCCUCCUGACCUCGGAGCACGAUGACGGCGCCACGGCCCUGAGCCGGGACGCCGCCGUGCGCCUCGUAGAUAGCUUCUCGACGGACAACAGCACCGCCGACUCGGUGGGCGCCUUCCAGAGCGACACGCCGGUCAGCAGCGUGUCUACCACGGAGUUCCCGGCCACCCCUCAGUCUAACUCCAGCUCGGAGCCGUCCGGGAACGCCCACUCGUCGGCUGACCACAAGGCGAAGGCAGCGUCGGAGACCGCCGACGCGGAGGUCGACUCGUCCCGCACCGUCCAGGAGGUCCCGCCGGCGAACUCGCCCUGCGCCGCGUCGGAGGCUGCCGUGCACAAGCCGGUGAUCAGCGUCAACAUCGAGCAGGAGGUGAAGGUGGACGGGAACCAAAUCAUGGACAUGUACAUGAAGAGUAUGCAGCAAUUCACGGAUUCCCUGGCCAAAAUGAAGCUUCCAGCCUUGGACAUAGACAACGGUAGCAGCGGGAAGAGCAGUCCCGCAGCAGCCACACCCAGCGCAGACUCCACUGGUGCCGACUCGACCGCGGUGAAGAAGCCGACCGCCGCCGGGCAGCAGGAGAAGCCCUCUCCCAAGGUGUUCUACGGCAGCCGGGCGUUCUUCUGAUCUCCGGUUCGCUGAUCAGCGGUAGCACACCGCUCCAGCCGCCGAGUAACGAAGCAAAGAGACGGCAUUUGCAGUCGUCUCAGCUGAAUCUUACUAGCGCAGAGGAAUAACACCUUCUCAGGCUCUUGUUCUAGGUUUGUCAGAUCGGGGAUGAGUUACUGUCUUUAAUGUAUCCGUCAGUACUUAUGAAAAAUGGUUUGGUUUCUCUGUUUUAGUAAUGAUAUUUAGAUCUUUUUUUCCUGUUAAA